Messenger RNA from Blepharisma stoltei, 1053 nucleotides. The record is from the annotation of a GenBank genome assembly. Lineage: Eukaryota; Ciliophora; Heterotrichea; Heterotrichida; Blepharismidae.
AUGGAACAAUCCCGCUAUAUAAGAGUUCGAUUUUUAGGGAAAGGUACAUAUGGAGAAGUACAUCUCUACACUGACACCCAAACUGACACAAAUGUGGCCAUAAAAACCAUCAAAGUCUUACAAGAAGGAGAAGGCAUCCACUUUACAGCUUUGCGCGAAAUCAUGAUUUUACAAGAGCUGAUUCAUCCAAACAUCAUACGUCUUCAUGAUGUUUUUUUAUGUUUAAAAAACUUAUUGAGAUAAAUAUUUCCUAUGUACUUUUUCAUCCAAAUUUACAAAAUUGCAUUUAAUUUAUAGAAAAAAUCCUGCAACUUAUCUCAAAAAUUUUAUUUUUUAUGCCUAAACCAUGUUUUUUAUAAAAAUUCGAAUAUCAAUUUAGUAUUAGAGCUAGCAGAAAGUGCCUUAAAUGAUGUAAUUCAUUUGACUAGCGAUGAAUCAACAACCAAAGGCUUGCUUAAACAAUUACUAGAAGGUCUAGCAUUUAUGCAUGAGAAUUCAGUGAUGCAUCGGGAUUUAAAACCAGGAAAUUUAUUAAUUUCAAGGAAUGGGCAAAUAAAAAUCACUGAUUUUGGGACAGCAAAAAUUGUCUGUGAUGUAGAAGCGCCCAGAACUACUGGAGUCUGCACACUGUGGUAUCAGUCUCCUGAGCUGCUAUUUGGCACCAAACAUUAUGGAAAAGCUAUGGAUAUGUGGUCAGUUGGAUGUAUUUUUGCGGAAAUGAUUAAUAAAGAACCAUUUUUGAAAGGAAAUACUUCUAUAGACCAAAUCAACAAAAUUUUUAAUACACUAGGAACCCCAGGAGAAGAAGACUGGAAAGGAAUGAAUAUUCUUCCCAAUUAUUGACCAUCCCCCGCAUCCCCACGAAUUUCCUUUGUAAGAGCCUUCCCUACAGCUAGCAAUGAGGCGAGAGAUCUACUAGAAAAAAUGCUUAUGUAUGACCCUAGACAAAGAAUUUCUGCAUCCCAAGCGCUUCAGCAUCCAUAUUUUUCCACAGGAGAGCCUCAUGCAUCCUGUGGAGAUAUAGCAAGAAUUUUAAGCAAUUAUAUAAGAUAA